Messenger RNA from Klebsormidium nitens, 1171 nucleotides. The record is from the annotation of a GenBank genome assembly. Lineage: Eukaryota; Viridiplantae; Streptophyta; Klebsormidiophyceae; Klebsormidiales; Klebsormidiaceae.
GCCAGCUGAGCAUGCUGGCACUAGUGCAAUCUGCAAUCUGCAACAACGCUGCUGCAACGUUGACCGGAGACAAUUUGUUCAGCACAGUUCAAGGGCGGAAGGCUGCGGAAGAAGGGUUCAAACCUAGUAGGCUCAGACAAUUAAAAGCUAAGAGCAUUUUAAUUUUUUCAGAGUACAGCUAGGGCCCCGGGUACGCUUGCUCCCUGCUUAGCCUGCCUUGCGUCAAAUCGGAGGCGACAAAGCGUUUUCCAAGAGCAGCAGCAUGGCGACACGUACUCAAUUUGAGAACAGUAGUGAGAUUGGUGUCUUUUCGAAGCUGACAAAUGCAUACUGUCUGACGGCCAUUGGUGGCUCGGAGAACUUUUACAGCACAUUUGAAGCAGAGCUGGCGGAUGUUAUACCUGUCGUCAAAGUGUCCAUUGCGGGCACUCGGGUGAUCGGUCGGAUGUGCGUAGGCAACAAGAACGGCUUGCUUCUACCAAACUCAACAACAGAUCAGGAGCUACUACACAUUCGGAAUUCUCUGCCCGAUUCGGUGGUGGUGCAGAGAGUGGACGAGAGGCUGUCGGCUUUGGGAAACUGCAUAUCCUGCAAUGAUUAUGUGGGAUUGAUCCAUACGGAUCUGGAUAGAGAAACGGAGGAGCUGGUGGCAGACGUGCUGGGGGUGGAGGUGUUCCGGCAAACGAUUGCCGGCAACAUCUUGGUCGGCAGCUACGCCGUCUUCUCGAAUAGAGGGGGACUGGUUCAUCCGCAGACAUCAGUCGAGGACUUAGACGAGCUGAGUUCCUUGUUACAAGUCCCCCUGGUCGCAGGCACGGUGAAUCGUGGAAGCGAGGUGGUUGGGGCGGGUCUUGUCGCAAACGACUGGACGGCGUUCACAGGCUUCGAUACAACAGCAACGGAGCUGUCGGUAAUAGAGAGCGUCUUCAAGCUACGAGACGCCCAACCUAGUGCCAUCGUUAAUGAGAUGAGGGCAUCUCUUAUCGACAGCAUGGCUUGAGCAUCCCGAAAUGUGUCGUCCUCUUAUACUGUUUGUAAAGAUUCUGAUGAUUUCAGCUUUGUCUGGUCAUGGCGCUUCAGACUGGUCUUUUUCUUAUCCAGCUUGUGUGAAAUGGAUGGCCAAUCUAGUGGCUUGGCAGGCCCCUUGAUAUUCGAGUUCCUAUGACGGCGG